CGAAAACUCGCUGCGGUUAACAGUGGUGGAUCGGAACGUCCCUGAGCGCGGAGUAGAGGAGAGUACACGGAGAUACAGUCUUUGGGAGGAGAUAGUGCUUAUUUUCCCUCUCUCAACUCUAACAACAAAAUUAAAUCCGAUUUUGGUUCAGAGUGUCGUCUAACUACAGCAAUCGAAACGUGGGAGGAACAAAGGAUUUGAUCUGCAAGUUUUUCUUUAGCAUUUGUUUUCUUUUCAUAAAACAGGAUUCUGUUGGAGGCUCGCUCGCACUCUAGACGCAAAGAUGAUGGUUGGAGAGAUCGAGGUGAAGGAGAGACCGAGGCCGAGUCCCGACUAUUUGAUGCAAUUGUUAAACGAAAAGAAGCUGAUGACCAGUUUGCCAAAUCUGUGCGGUAUCUUUACACACCUUGACAGGCUUCUCGAUGAAGAGAUCAACAGAGUGAGGAAAGAUAUGUACAACGACACAGCCAACGGACCUGUAGACAAACACCCUCUGGAAUUACCCGAGGCCCUGGGGCCAAUCAUUCAUCUGCAGGAAAAGCUCUUUGUGCCUCUAAAAGAGUACCCUGAUUAUAACUUCGUGGGCAGAAUCCUGGGGCCUCGUGGACUCACCGCCAAGCAGCUGGAAGCAGAAACUGGAUGUAAGAUCAUGGUGCGAGGCAAGAGCUCCAUGAGGGACAGAAAGAAGGAGGAGCAGAACAGAGGCAAGCCCAACUGGGAGCAUCUGAACGAAGACCUGCACGUCCUGAUCACGGUGGAGGACACACAGAAGCGCUCUGAGAUCAAGAUGAAAAGAGCCUUAGAGGAGGUCAAGAAGCUCCUGGUGCCCGCGGCGGAAGGAGAGGAUAAUCUGAAGAAGAUGCAGCUGAUGGAGCUGGCCAUUCUCAACGGGACGUACCGAGACACCAACAUCAAGACACACCCCCUUGCGUUCUCUCUUGCAGCGGCGGCCGCCGCCGCUCAGGGCCCCCGUCUAAUGCAGGCCCCCCAGGGGCAGUUGAUGGCCCCCCAUCAGCAGAUGAGGCCCCCCACACCGGCAGGGCCCCCCAUCAUGAACAUCAUCCGACAACCCCAAAUGCAGGGCAUGUUACCCAAUGGCACCCCAACCCUGGUGCCUCCCUCACCAGAAGGCGGCAUCCUCUACGCCUCCCCGUACGACUACCCGUACGCCCUGGCGCCCACCUCCCUGCUGGAGUACCCCAUCGACCACAAUGGGGUUCUAGGUAAGCGACCCUGGGGCCUGGGCGGCGGCCCCUUUAGCCCCGGACAGGAGGGCAGCUUGUUUUACCCUGGGUUUAUGGACGCGGCUUCGAUGAGCCACGGUCAAGACUUGUUGAAAGGUGCAAUGGCUACUAAAAUGAGACGACAUGACUCGCGCGUCCAUCCUUACCAAAGGAUUGUGACCGCAGACAGAGCCGCCACCGGCAACUAACACAUGACCUUCUGACUUCUGAACUCUUCACCCAAUGACGAGCCGCCCCAAGCCUGCCUGCUGAUCAGUUAACUGGUAAUUGCCUUUUGCUAGCCUCUCGGGACGCAGUGAGAAAGAGGUGCCUGCCCUUAGUUACCCUAACAUGUUUUUGAUUUAAAAAAAAACAUUAAAAAAAAAUAUAUCACAAUCUCAUAGAAACACAUCAAACCCAAGUUAUUAUUUUAUUGAUUUCUGUUCAUUGAGUUGAAUUCUCAUUCUCUCUCUUUCUUUUUCUUCAUGAAUCACAAACUGGGGAGAUGUGUGUGUUCUAAUGAAUCUGCACGUAAUUAUAAAAUAUAUAUAUAUUUAUAUUUAAAUAUGUAUAUAAAUUAUUAAAUAAUCUCAAUAAAGAUCCCUUCCUCCCUGUCGACCUCCCCAUACCUGCUCUGAUUCGGUGACCUCACUAAUAAUUACUGAAUAAUGCUAAACGGGAACUGAAACCAAACUGUAUGCCCCCAGGUCCCUCGUUCCCUCCCCAUUCCACACUUGCUUGUGGGUCAUUUGAUAGAAAAGGAAAUGGAAGGAAAGAGAAACUACACUCACACCAACUUGUUGAUUCUCUGUCAUUUUCAUAUGUAGUCGUGCGUUAUGAACCUCUGAGAUGAUAAUGUGCUGACACAUUCUGGGUGUGCCCUCCAUGGUUGCCUGUUAAAAGCAUGGCUAAAUUGACUACAAAUGGAGCUUAUUAUAAUUUGUUUUUGUUUUUCUUUGUUUUUACUUGAUUUUUCUGUUUUCUCGUUAUUACAUUCUAAUGAGCUCUUUUGUGAAGGACUAGCCAGACAAAGCAGGUUGUUAGAAUUUAAAAGGUAGCUUUUGAAGUGGCAGGCCUAUCAUGGGCAGUUAGCAGAAGCUAGGUGGGGUGCUGGGGCAGGGUGAUAUGGGGAAGAAUCAGGAUGAGAAGCGGUGUUUCUAUUACUAUAAUGAAAGUAGGAUGGGUUGAGGGCACAGUGGAUAUAUAGUCAACUAGCUACUGAACUUAACUAUGCUCCUCCACACUGUGUCCAAGCCUGAUCUAUUUAGAGAAAUUGUGCGAGCUGUGAUCUAAAAGACAAAAAAAAGUAUUGUGUGCAUAUUUAGCCAAAGGGUUUCCAGUUGAAUUAUAUCUACAUAAAUAUGUAUUUAACCGCAGAGGGCUCUCCGUCAUUUUAGCGUUUGAAAGGGUGUGAUUUCAUGGUUGCGUAAGUAAAGCUGUAGUUCCCCAUGAAGAGACAAAGGCGAUUAACACUAAAGAUGGCUACUGGUGGAGGGGGGAUCCUGAUAGUGAACUUUUGUAUAUAUUUCCUUUUCUCUUUUUUGAUUUUGCCUUUUUGUUUUUGGUUGUAUCCACACCCCUGGCAAAGAAUGCAUUCUCAUUGUGCGUUUCAGCAUUUGGCCAAUUCUCUAUGCUAGUGUGUUUUUGUAGUUUUCUUUUAAUCUCUUUCCAAUUUGAUACCAAUCAAGUCAUCCUGGGGGACGGGAUACUUGCCCUCAUGCAAAUAUGCCUGUUUGAAUUCAAAUGACUUUGGGGGGAAAUGUAUUUAUUUUUAACCCUCACCAUACCAGUUUGAAGUCCCCCAAUUAGCACAUCCACAAUGUGUCUCCAUGAAGGUAUAGUCCAGCUCCUGAGCCCUGACCGUUUCUUUAACUCUUUCUCAAGAACAAAAAUAGGAUGUGAAAGCCAUGCCUGCCUGUUCAAAUUGCUUUAUACAUACCUGUUUUUAUAUAUACACACACAUACACACACAUACACACACACACACACACACACACACAUACACACACAUACACACACACACACACACACACACACACACACACACACACACACAGAGAGAGAGAUACACAUGUAGAUACCUGUCAUUACAUAUUAAAGAUGGAGAACAAAAUGAAAUACUCUUACAGGGUGCUGGAGAAGAAAACAUAUAUAUUUUUGGCAAUUUUAGCUUUUUAUACUUGCAGUUACAAAAUAUGAGAAAAAAAAAAGUACAAAAAAAUAGUAUGCAGAAAAAGGACAUGUGGCGAAAAUGCUGUGUUACUUUGGAUAUUAUUGGCUUGGAAAAUAAAAAAUAAAGACCAAAAUAGUCAUACCUAGGAACAUUGCAAGGAUGUAAGUGUUACAAAGAGGGGUUGAGAGAGACACAGAGAAUAUUUCUUUUGUUUUUAAAGUUAGAAGAAGUGCCUUAUCGACGGUUGUUUCUUUUUCCAAGUGUUAACAUUCUGUUCAGUAAUAUCCAGCAACAACUAGGAAACUGCAGAGAGGAACGGCUUCUGUAUGCUCUCUGAAGAGUUGAGCAGGGUAGCUCCGUCAUUAUUGCUGAGCUACUGAAGUUAUUCUAUGCAAAAAGAAUAGCAGUCGUAUGACCAGCUAAAAUAUGUGCCAUGGUUCGUCUUCCCAAGUAUCAGUUCAGUUGUUUUUUUUUUGUUUUUUUUUAUUAUUAUUAUUUUUUUAUAAAUCUUUGGCCCUUUUCUCUGCCAUCGGAACAAGUUUCAUUUCUUAUUUCUCUGCGUUUUGAUUUAACAUGUUAUCCUUGUCUUGUUUUCUGGUAACUGUGAUUAUUCUACAAAGAACAAACUGCCAAUAGCAGCGCAGAAGUCUGCCAGGACAUUUUAUGAAUAAAUUGAAUAUAAAAUGAGAUUAAGAGGGGAAAAGCCGUUUGCAUGUAUACCUCUGUUUCAAAAUCUGCAAACUGAUAACAUCCACUCUAACAAUGCUUUCUCACUACGGUUGGGGAAUGUAGCCAACCCGUUUUAUAAUCCUAUGACCUAAAGACCCGAGAGGGUUUUCCCAGAUGCUCUUCGGAGCUCUUCAGAUUGGGGGGGGGGGGGCUGGAUGACAUGUAUUGAUUACUAUGUUAGUCAAUAUGUAGCCAUUCUGGAAGUGAUCGACAUACAGCUGGAUGAUAUAGCAGAGAGACUAGAAAAGCGCCUUGCCUCCCUACAGCUAAAAUGAUGAGGCCGCCUGCACUCUUAAGGUCCAUACUACUGAGUAGUGUUGGUUCCAGGUGUGAAUACUGGAACAGGUGAAGACCCGCACAUGGUAGAACAAACGAUUACAUCCAAAACUGAGGCUUGAAUGCAAAAUAAAGAUGGUUAUUAGAAUAUCAUGCCCCAAAAAUCAUAGUGCGAGAGAGUGCAUAAAUGAAAGGUGAAAAUAAAACAAACGUUUUGUCCUUAGGCCAUCUCUACAGCUAACACAACUUCACAGCCAAGCAGUUUUCAGUUAUUGAAACAAAAAAGGGGUAUAUCUAAUCAAAGAAAAAAAAGACUAUUAAAAAAUCAAUUGAGACAUGAAUUCUAAAGUAUUUUACCUUCCCUGGCAGUCUGAUACUAUUUAUUUUUCUCAUACAUGCUUUACACAGAAAAGGUCAAUAUGUUUUUAGUGUUAUGAAUUAUUCUUAAUUUAAAAAAAAUAUAUUUUUUUUUUUAGAAAUGCAAUAUUAACAUGGAGCAAGAUAUGACAAGCAUUUUGACAGUAUUAAGAAAUGUUCCCUCAUACAAUGGCACAGCGUGUUGUAACAUUGCAAAGGUUGGUUUAGUUCAUCAGGUAUAUGGUGAAAGCUACCGUAUUCUCUGGCCUGCCUAGUACGAUGUAUGAUCAUGUAAUUUACAGCCAUUGUUAAAGGUUUAUAAUGUAUUUUUCUAAUCUCAUUUUAUAUGUAUAUUAUAAAAUCCUUUUUCUGACUUUUUUUGUUGUUGUUGAUGAAGCCCACUGCAAAUUGUUUUUGAACCCCCCCCUUUACAUCUUGAAAUCUGUCCCUCAUUAGGAGUGUUUCCUUUCCUAGAGUUAGAUUUAGUUUUCUUGCCAACUCCUAGCUUGUUUAACUCAUUAGUGACUUUUCGUUUCUUGUCAUAAGUAUUUUUACAUGCUUGCUUUUUAGUUUUCAUGGUGUGUGCUGUUAUAUUUCUUAUUAACCCCUUGGCAUUUAUUUUAAUAAAACAUUCUUAGUAAGAAUUUUA
Salmo salar (Atlantic salmon) is the source of this 5407-nucleotide messenger RNA. Lineage: Eukaryota; Metazoa; Chordata; Actinopteri; Salmoniformes; Salmonidae. The record is from RefSeq and is a predicted model, not a curated record.